UUGGCAUCUAUCCUCUUAUUUAGACUAUCUAUACCCUCACGGUUGAUUACGGAAGUAGUCAGCAUAGUUGAGCUGACACGUCACGGACGAGGUUACUGAAUGAAAGAUGGCGAACACCUAUGAGACUUUUAAUUUGCGCACCACAACAGAUAAAUUUUACAUCGAGACUUGUGACGAUGGCUCUGUGGAUGUGUUAGCCAUCGAUAGAGUGUCAACUGAGAUGACGCUCACAGUUAAGAGGGAUAUUCCGACAUCUGCUGAGAUCAGGCCAAUAUGUGGACUCAUGGGAACAAUACGCUUGGUGGCAGGUAUGUAUCUGAUCAUCAUCACGAAGAAAAAGAAGGUGGGGGACCUCCUAGGCCAUGCUGUAUGGAAAGCUAUGGAGUUUGACAUCAUCUCCUAUCAAAAGACAAUACUACACUUAACAGAAAACCAGAUGUUAGACAACAAGACCUUCUUGUCCAUGAUCAACAGUGUACUUCAUACAGACAGCUUCUACUUCGCAACAGACUACGACCUGACGCAUACUCUGCAACGCCUGGCCAACACCAGUCCAGAAUUUCAGGAGAUGAGCCUACUAGAGAGGGCAGAUCAGCGUUUUGUCUGGAAUGGUCACUUGUUGAGGGAAUUCAUUGCACAGCCUGAGUUACACAAAUUUGUGUAUCCCGUUGUCCAUGGAUUCAUCAUUAUGAAGUCAACCAGCAUCAAUGGGAAAGUAUUUGAUUGGAGUAUUAUCUCCAGAAGAAGCUGUUUUAGGGCUGGUGUUCGCUACUAUGUAAGAGGCAUUGAUUCAGAGGGCCAUGCUGCUAAUUACGUUGAGACCGAGCAGAUAGUGCAGUACAACAGUGCCAAGGCUUCCUUUGUUCAGACAAGAGGUUCGAUACCCUUCUACUGGUCCCAAAGGCCUAACCUCAAGUACAAGCCAAAACCACAGAUCAGCAAAACAGUCAACCAUUUGGAUGGAUUCCAGAGACACUUCGACUCACAGAUCAUUCUUUAUGGGAAGCAAGUCAUUUUAAAUUUGAUAAACCAGAAAGGCUCAGAAAAUCCACUAGAGAAGACUUUUGAAAAGAUGGUGGGCAACUUGGGAAAUGGCACAAUCAAGUACAUAGCAUUUGACUUCCACAAGGAGUGCAGUCGGAUGAGGUGGCAUCGUCUGCAAAUCUUGUUGGACAAGGUUGCUGAAAUCCAGGAGGAAUUUGGGUACUUUUUGGUGGAUUCAGAUGGGACAGUACUGUUAAACCAGGAGGGGACUUUUCGGAGCAACUGCAUGGACUGUCUGGACCGCACCAACGUUAUUCAGAGUCUGCUCGCCAGACGCUCACUACAGUCACAGCUACAGAAAAUGGGGGUCCUCCACAUGAGCCAGCACAUUGAGGAUCAAGCUGAUUUCGAAAAGAUGUACAAACAUGCUUGGGCUGACAAUGCAGAUGCAUGUGCCAAACAAUAUGCAGGCACUGGAGCAUUGAAGACCGAUUUCACCAGGACAGGCAAGAGAACUCAGUGGGGACUGCUGAUGGAUGGCUGGAACUCCAUGAUACGAUAUUACAAAAACAACUUCUCUGAUGGCUUCAGACAGGACUCAAUAGAUCUGUUUCUUGGGAACUUUGCCGUGGAUGAAGCUGAAAUGGCAACACCACUGAGUGAACCCAAAGAUUGGAAGUUUCUGACGUUACCGAUCAUCAUGGUUGUUGCCUUCUCCAUGUGUAUCAUCUGCUUUUUAAUGGCCGGUGACACAUGGACGGAGACUCUGGCUUACGUCCUGUUCUGGGGAACGGCCAGUGUAGUCACAUUCGGCCUCAUCCUUUUCAACGGACGGGACUUUGUCGACGCUCCAAAGCUGGUGCAGAAGGAAAAGCUGGACUGAAUGUGUGCGUGUGGAAAGCAGCUCCGCCCUGGCGAGCUCACUACCUCAUCCUCUGGCUAUUCAUCACUUUACCCCCAGCAGCAGCAUCAUCAGGCCUGGAGCCUUUACUAGUACAGAGGGUAGAGUCGAGGAUGGCGAAGGAGUCAGCCGGGCCGCCUCGUGUACGACAAAGUUUUUAACAUCGAGACUGCGUACAUGGACCUGCUGCUAUCCACACAGCUGCAACACAAAGACAGGACAGUCUGACACAGGCUAAUUUUUCUGAAUGAGCUGUUUUCCAACGUCACUGUACCUAUUUUUACAAAACAGCUGUGGGACCAACAUCUAAUUUCCCUUACGUCCCACUAUCUGUUGGGAUCAAACGCAGAAAAGCUGUUAAUAAGUUACAGUAUGUCCGGUUUGCCUUUUCAUAUGUAGUCAUACAUAAAGUUGCAUACACUGACCAACUGUGAUAUUAUGGCCACUUGCGCAAUAUUAUGAUAUACAAUAAAAGAGCUGAAUCAAAUAUUGACAGAUUUUAAUUUCGAUUGAUGCUGUCAGAGUUGCAGUUUGUGGCGGUGUCAAGAUGCACCGCAUCAUAAUGAGCACUGUUAAUAAUUCAUUAAA
This is a messenger RNA of Corythoichthys intestinalis (scribbled pipefish), 2473 nucleotides long. RefSeq names its product phosphatidylinositol-3-phosphatase SAC1-B. Gene Ontology annotation, biological process: phosphatidylinositol dephosphorylation. Gene Ontology annotation, cellular component: endoplasmic reticulum. Gene Ontology annotation, molecular function: phosphatidylinositol-4-phosphate phosphatase activity. The record is from RefSeq and is a predicted model, not a curated record. Lineage: Eukaryota; Metazoa; Chordata; Actinopteri; Syngnathiformes; Syngnathidae. The transcript is spliced from 20 exons. Bases 107 to 1867 code for a protein of 586 amino acids.